CAUUUUUAUCAUGUGAUUUAUUUCCCCUCCCAAUCCCCCACUUUUGGAGGGAUACAAAAUUGAGUUAUGAGGGAAUUUGGUCCCUUCCAUUCCCCUUCCUUCCAAAAGUUUGAACCAAACAAAAUAAAUUUUUAAAAGCCCCUCCCCUCCCCUCCCCUCCCCUCCCGUCCAACCAAACAAUUGCUUACCUUCCGCUCAAAUUAUUUUAGAGGAAAAAGUAUAUAUUUGGAAAACUUGAUAGCGGUUACUAUCCAUUCAUUCGUUUCACCAGCAAGCUAGGGUUUAUGGUUCUGAUUUGAAUCAGCCAAACUAGCAACUCAAUUACAAGUUAUCUGAAUGUCUAAUUCAACUGAUGAGAUGUUGAUUCCGCCGAAUGCGAAGAGAGGAAGGAACAGUGAGAAUGAAAAUGAAGACAACAAAGACAGGCUCAGUGACCUUCCUGAUGGCAUUCUCCUUCACAUUUUAUCAUUUAUGAAUGCCAAAUAUGCAGUUCAAACAUGUAUCUUAUCGGCUAGAUGGAAGGAUCUCUGGAAACACCUUCCAACCCUUAUGUUAUGCUCCUCAAAUCCCAAGCAUUUCACCAAAUUUGUGUCUACAAUUUUGACUCUUCGGGAUGGCUCAACUGCACUGCACGGACUUGAUUUUUAUAGUAUUAGUCCCAUGGAGCCUCAGUUCGUCAAAAAGACAUUAGACUACGCCGUUUCUCACAAUGUCCAGCGAUUAGAAAUGAAUGUUAAUUGUGACAUGCAGCACCUGCUACCUUGCAUUUUCACAUGUCAUACUUUAACAUCUCUUAAGCUCACAGUCAGUGGUCGGCGCACCUUAUUUCCUAAACAUCUGAAUUUGCCAGCAUUAACCACCUUGCAUCUGGUGAAUUUCACCUUUUGUUCAAGCGGCAGCGACAGUGCCCGUGCCGAUCCAUUUUUGCUGUUUAACAGGUUGGAGAGUUUGAUUAUGGAUCGAUGUGACCUAAAGGAUGCACAAAUCCUCUGCAUAUCAAGCAAAACACUCGUCAAUUUAACUUUGCGUUAUCCUCUUUUGUACAUCUACACAAUUGAGCUAUCCGCACCAUGUCUUUAUAGGUUCACUUGCACAUAUUUUCCUUCUCAGUUCUUCUGUGGGAGCGGUCUUCCUUCUGUUAAGGAAGUGAAUAUUGAUGCAAAACUGUUUUUAGAUGAAAGGGAGCCUCCCUUGAUUCUACUUACCUGGCUGCAAGAUCUUGUUAAUGUAAGAUUAUUGACUGUUACUACAAGUACUCUUCAGGUUCUCUUCUUAGUUCCUCAUUUAUUGAAGAUUAAGCACUCUUCAUUGGCUAACUUGAAGAGAUUGAUAAUAAGACAAGAACAACUUUCACUUAAGCUGAGAAUGAUAAUGAGGAGUGCGAGGUUAGAGAGAGCAGCUACUGUGUCACUGGAAGAAGCUGCCAAGUUGCGGAAAGAAGCUGCCAUGUUAUUGGAAACACUAUUUGACCGAACUGCACCUUUACCCCCUUUACCUGAUGGAAUAGUGAACUUUUUGAUUCAAAACUCGCCUUCAGCAGAAGUUGAAAUCAUAGAUUGCUUAAUUUGAACCAAUUCAACUUUUUGAAGGUAAUAUGAUAUGGUUUUUGCUUCCUUCCUCGUUCUGUAGUUUCUCGCGUUUACUGAAAGAGUGUUAUUGGUGUUUUGAUGAGAACAAGAAAAUACUAAUUCUUAAAUGUUGAAGUAACAUUAGAAGUAGAAUCUGAGUGCGGUUAAUUAUUUGUUUUUGUCAAUUUUGCUAUAUUUUAUUUCAACAUUUGUUCUGGUUAAAGAAAAACAAUAAAUACAACAUUGGAUCAAUUUGAUUAGAUUCUUUUUAAUAUUUUGAAGGAUGAGGUACAUAACGACCUGGUAUUUUCUUGCCUAUAGUUUCCUUCUAUAAAUGAGAAACAAACCUUUUACUAACUUGACA
Lotus japonicus is the source of this 1932-nucleotide messenger RNA. RefSeq names its product F-box/LRR-repeat protein At4g14103-like. NCBI's taxonomy places the organism in Eukaryota, Viridiplantae, Streptophyta, Magnoliopsida, Fabales, Fabaceae. The coding region runs from base 337 to 1569 and encodes 410 amino acids. The record is from RefSeq and is a predicted model, not a curated record. Gene Ontology annotation, molecular function: protein binding. The transcript is spliced from 3 exons.